Messenger RNA from Oncorhynchus nerka (sockeye salmon), 1886 nucleotides. Its product is annotated as kelch domain-containing protein 8B-like. The transcript has 3 exons. The record is from RefSeq and is a predicted model, not a curated record. Gene Ontology annotation, molecular function: protein binding. The coding region runs from base 858 to 1685 and encodes 275 amino acids. Lineage: Eukaryota; Metazoa; Chordata; Actinopteri; Salmoniformes; Salmonidae.
CUCUCUGUCCCUCCCCCUCUCGCUCUCUCUCUCUCUGUCCCUCCCCCCUCUCUCUCUGUCUCUCUCUCUGUCCCUCUCUCUGUCACUCUCUCGCUCUCUCGCUCUCUCUCUCUCUGUCACACUCCCUCUCUCUCUCUCUCUCGCGCUCUCUCUCUGUCACACUCCCUCUCUCUCGCGCUCUCGCUCUCUCUCCUGCUCUCUCUCUCUGUCACACUCCCUCUCUCUCUCUGUCCCCCUCUCUCUGUCCCUCCCCCUCUCUCUCUGUCUCUCUCCGUCACACUCCCUCUCUCUCUCUCGCGCUCUCUCCUCUCUCUCUGUCCCCCCCUCUCUGUCCCCCCCUCUCUCUCUCACUCCCUCUUUCUCUCUCUCUCUCUCCCUCUCUCUGUCACUCUCUCGCUCUCUCUCUCUCUCUCUCUCUCUCUCUCUCUCUCUCUGUCACACUCCCUCUCUCUCGUGCUCUCUCUCGCGCUCUCUCUCUCGUGCUCUCUCUCGCGCUCUCUCUCGUGCUCUCUCUCGUGCUCUCUCUCUCGUGCUCUCUCUCGCGCUCUCGCUCUCUCUCUCUCUGUCACACUCCCUCUCUCUCUCUCUGUCCCCCCCUUCUCUCUGUCCCUCUCUCUCUCUCUCUCUCUCUCUCUCUCUCUCUCUCUCUCUCUCGCCCUCUCUCUCCCUCCCUCUCUCUCUCUCUCACGCCCUCUCUCGUUUUAGACAGGGCAUCAUGUAGCAGCGCAGCAAGAAAGGAGGCUGAUCCGCAGUGCCCCUGCUUCUCUCUCUGUUGUUUUUGUUUGUCCGUUUUUUAUCCCCCCGCCCCACCCCAUCCGUGUUGUAAUGACCCACCACCACUGCCAGCCUCAGGAGAGAUGCCUGUACUUGAGAUGGCAGUGAGCCCUGUCAAGUCCCUGUACUGGGUGGUGUUCCCCCCCAUGUCCUCAUGCAGGGUCUACUGCACCCCUGUGUUCCACGGUGGCCUGCUCUAUGUUCUGGGAGGAUGCAGUGAAACAGGCCUGCCUUUAGAUACUGCUGAGGUGCUGGACAUAGAGAGCCAGACAUGGACCCAGCUUCCUCCGCUCCCUACAGCCCGGGCGGGGGCGUCGGCGGUGGCCCUGGGGGGUCAGGUGAUGGUGAUGGGGGGCAUGGACCUCCAGCAGAGCCCCCUGUCCUCCGUGGAGGUCUACAACCCUGACGAGGGCAAGUGGGAGAGGAGGGCCAGCCUGGGACAGCCCUCCAUGGGCAUCACCUCUAUAGAGAAAGAUGGGAAGGUGUAUGCGCUGGGAGGGAUGGCAGCUGACACUACGCCCCAGGCGCUAGUGAGGGUCUACGAGCCGGAGAAGGACCAAUGGCAGGCCUUGACCUCCAUGCCCACACCUCGCUACGGAGCCACCUCCUUCCUGAGAGGCAACAAGAUUUACGUGCUGGGUGGGCGUCAGGGAAAGCUUCCUGUCACAGCCUUUGAGGCCUUUGACCUGGAAAUGAAGAGUUGGACGCAUUACCCCUGUAUCCCCAGCCGCCGAGCCUUCGCCUGCUGUGCUGCCACCGAGCGGGGCUUCUUCAGUCUAGGAGGGCUCCAGCAGCCCUGCCCCCAUAACUUCUACUCCAGACCUCACUUCGUCAGCACGGUGGAGGAGUACGACCCAGAACAGGGUGAGUCCCUUCAGUGCUACAGGUGCUCUACCCACAUAACUAAAUAAAACCCAGUAUUGUUAAGAUGUUUUGUAUCUCUAUCAAUACUCUCAUUCAGUCAGUCCCACUAUAGCUCCAAUACUCUCAUUUAGUUCCUCCCACUAUAGCUCCAAUACUCUCAUUCAGUUCCUCCUACUAUAGCUCCAAUACUCUCAUUCAGUUCCUCCCACUAUAGCUCCAAUACUCUCAUUCAGUCAGUCCCACUAUAG